Frankliniella occidentalis (western flower thrips) is the source of this 1521-nucleotide messenger RNA. Its product is annotated as putative nuclease HARBI1. Lineage: Eukaryota; Metazoa; Arthropoda; Insecta; Thysanoptera; Thripidae. The record is from RefSeq and is a predicted model, not a curated record. The coding region runs from base 652 to 1521 and encodes 289 amino acids. The transcript has 5 exons.
UCUGUCUUCGACUGCUCUUUGUCUGCCACACUGUCCUCUCUUACUUUGUCAUGGGUACGCAUGAAUCUCUUCUUUCAUUUGUAACCAACGCGAUUGUGCCUGUGCACUGUCAUUCAAUCUAAACUUUUCCUCAGCCUUUCUAUCACUUGCCAUACCAUAACCUUAUUUUUCUUGUUUAGUGUAUGAUUACUUCAAUGGGCGUCCACACGACGUUAUCAUGGAGCAUCGGAGAAGAGUCAGGAGGCAGAUUCAUUUGCGAGUACGUCUUCGGGACGCCCACGACCCGCUUGACAUUAGCACUGAAGCCUUUGUGGAGCUGUACAGGAUGCCCCAGGACAUCUUCCUGGAGUUGUUGGAGUUACAGACUCCGUUUGUUCGUCAUCGCACUGGGCCCCUGGCAAUUCCUCUCUACUUAAGAGUAAGUGUGAGAUAUUGUUAGAAAAUCUUCUUGGAUUUCACAGACGACAGCUUAUACCUAUCUACCCUUAACAGCUGUUUGAUGUCAUUAAACUGGAUACUGAGUUCUCUGUGAAUUCCUAGUGUCAGAGUAAUCCUUGGGAAAUCUCAACAAAUUUUUAACAGUUAUUGCCGCUCUUGUGUGCACUUACCGUCUUUGCCACUGGUGGCUACCAGGAACAUGUGGGAACAAGCAUGCACCACCCCAUGUCUCAAGCUAGUGUUAGCUAUGCUGUUGAAGAAAUAACAGCUGCCCUAAACCAUCCCCUUGUCCUUACAAGAUUUAUACAUUUUCCUGCCACUCAUGCUGAGCGAGUUGCUACGAUGGAAAAGAAUGCCCGCAGGGGCCUACUAGGUGUCCUGGGAUUAGUUGAUGGUACCAUCAUUCACAUCACUCCACCCCCAAGACCAAAUCAGCAUUAUUAUUCAAGAAAAGGUUUUACUUCACUGAAUGAUAUGAUUGUAUGUGAUGUUGAUUUAAAUAAUCUUACUGUCAAUGCGCGGUAUCCUGGAUCUUCUCAUGAUUCCUAUGUUUACAAUAAUUCAGCACUGCCAGAUGUCAUGCGGACAGCAUUUCGUGAAAGUCACUGUUGGCUACUAGGAGAUUCAGGCUAUCCCCUGCAACCAUGGCUGAUGACGCCAUUGCCAGGGGCUCCUGAAGGUACACCUGAGUACCACUAUACCCAGCUGCAUGGAAAAGUAAGGAAUGCUGUGGAACGGUGCAUUGGUGUACUGAAGGCUAGAUGGCGUUGCAUUUGCAAUGACAAUGCUGUUCCAUAUCGACCUACGAAAAGUGGUCUGAUUAUAAAUGCUUGUGUUGUCCUCCACAACAUUCUCACACGCAUGAGGCUUCCUGUUCCCAUAAACUAUCAUCAAUUUCAAGAUGAACCUGAUCCUGACAAUGUAGUUGACCCUGAUGAUGUGAUUCAGCAUCUAGAUAAUGCAGAAGCAGUCCAAGCGGACCUUGUUGCCCAUGCCAACUGGAAUCCUAAUUCUUUGAAGAAGCUGUCAUCCCUAGUUGAUCUUAAACUUGGACAUUUUUUAUUGACUAAACCCAUAUGCUAA